This is a messenger RNA of Enterobius vermicularis (human pinworm), 558 nucleotides long. Lineage: Eukaryota; Metazoa; Nematoda; Chromadorea; Rhabditida; Oxyuridae. The record is from the annotation of a GenBank genome assembly.
AUGCAGUCUACCAUCGCCUGUCUUCUAACAGUUUUACUAAUCGGUUCAAUUACUGCUUUACCAAUUCCUAACCCAAAUGACAAUUUUAUUGAUCUUAAAGCAAAGAAUAUUUCGCUUGUAAAAAGGUUGGUUGGCUUUAGUGGAAUAGAGUCAGGUUCAUCAGCCGGUGGUCAGUCACAGUACUGCGGUUCCGGCACUGGUUCCAGUCAGCAGAUAACUUGUACACUAAGCAGUCCUUCACAGGGAGCUGGCAGUAGCGGUAGCACAGGAUAUGGCUCACCAUCAGAACCUGUCAGCCAAGUUGCACUUGCUCGUCCGUUGGUACUCCAUCCUGUUCUGUUGGCAGCAGCGGCACCCCAACAUGUUCCCUUGUUGAAUCAGCGCCCCAACAGCAGCAACCUUCACAAAGUGGACAAAAUUACUGCUGCUGUUGUUGUCCAAUGGGAGGAAAUUCAAACUCACAACCGUCAUAUAACGCCAAUUCAGGCUCUUCUCAACAGCUCUGUUGCUGCUGUUGUCCAUCUAAUUCCGGAUGCAAAAUGCAUGCUUUCCCGAUAG